Molecule: messenger RNA, 5762 nt
Organism: Colletes gigas
Lineage: Eukaryota; Metazoa; Arthropoda; Insecta; Hymenoptera; Colletidae
Gene: bma
Product: SCY1-like protein 2
Exons: 18
Coding region: 687-3230 (847 amino acids)
Biological process (GO): protein phosphorylation
Molecular function (GO): protein kinase activity; ATP binding
Source: RefSeq, a predicted model, not a curated record
UCGCAGGCAGGGUGCAACGUGUUAAACGAAGAAAUUUAUCUGAAAUACGUAUCGUAGGAUUUUGAAAAUGAACCGCGAUGGUUUGAUAUUGACAAGAUAAGAUUGAUAAGCUAGUAGAAAGUUGAAAAUACGCCAUCUAGCGUUUCAGCGAAGCUAGAGUUGGAAGUUGAGGAGGAGGAGGAGGAGGAGGAGAAGGAGGAGAUGGGGCAGGAGGGUGCCGUAUUCCCCUAAAACGGCAAGAAUUCGAGGACUCUGUUUAACAUGUCUCGACUAGAUCGAGAAGAGGGAAGGGAGAGGGAACGUAGUCCGAGCAGCGUCGCAAUUUGUAUCGGUGCUGGUGUAAUUGCGCGUCGUGAAUCGUGCUCGAGCGUUCCUUUGGAUUUCUCUCGCGCGCUCUUAAACAGGACUAGCGCGCGCGUGCUCCGAGGUGCAGCGCAUCGCGCAUACUACCCUUCUUUUCGUUUAUUCCUGCUGCUUAUAGUGGUGGUUUUAUGCGAGGUGGACGAUUCCUAGUUCUCGGCCGCAACAGGUACGUUUGAGGAAUAGCGGCAGACCGGGCGAAGAAAGACGAGGAGAGAGAGCCGCCAGGGUCGGGUGGUGUCGAGGUCGGUCGGAGGGAGUGAAGAUACUCGAUCGAAGGUGAUCCGAUGAACGGUGAAGAUUAACGUUAUCAGGUUUUGCUAAUUAUGUUUGCAAAGUCGAAAAGCAGUGGCUCCAUGCCGAGCGUCCUUUUGUCGAAUCCCCUUCAACAUUUAUACGACGUUGGGAAACAAUCGGCCACCGCAGGUCCCGAGAACGCUUGGCGCAUAUACGAUGGUCGCACGAAAGCGGAUGGUAAGGCAGUAUCGAUAUUUUUGUUCGACAAAAGAUCGGUCGAAAAGGUUUACAAACCAAAGCGAAAGGAAGCAGUGACGGAAAUUUUACGAAACGGCGUACGACAAAUGGAACAUUUUUCUCAUCCGAAAAUACUUCAGGCGUACAAAGUCGAAGAGUGCGCGGAUAGUCUGGCUUUCGCCUCGGAGCCGGUUUUGGCAAGCCUCGCGAACGUUUUGGCUUACCAGGAGCAACAAGCGAACAGUCCUGGUGGUCAGUCGGCGAGCAGUCUAACGAAACAAAAUUCUUCAACGACCAGUCAUCGUACCGUUUACGCAAAAGAAUACAAAUUGCUCGAUAUUGAAAUCAAAUACGGGCUUCUUCAGAUCACCGAGGCGCUGUUGUUUCUUCACGGUGUGUACAAAAUCCUUCAUCGAAACAUAUGCCCUGCGAGCAUUAUAAUUACCAAAAGAGGCACUUGGAAAUUGUCUGGUCUGGAAUUUAUCGAAAAGGCCAACGAUCUACCGAUACCGUUGCAACCGUGGACAAACCGCGUGCCGAAAAUGACGCAGCCGAAUCUGAAUUACAUAGCCCCGGAAGUGCAGCAAAAGAAACUGGGAAGUUUCUACAGCGAUAUGUACAGUUUCGGUAUGACUAUAUGUGCGAUUUUCAACCAAGGACGGCCACUGAUACAAGCGAAUCAUAGUUGUUCCGAGUAUCUGAAGCAAAUAGAGAACCUCAAGGAACAAGUCUCCGCGAUAUUACCCUUGAUUCCGCUUCCACUCCAAGAAGCCGUGACUCGUCUGUUACUGGUCGAGCCGGAGCAAAGGCCAACCGCUCAAGUCUUAUCGAUGAUUAAAUAUUUUCAGGACCCACCGGUACAUGCUCUUCAGUUUCUUGACUUGAGCAAGAUGAAAGACGUGGCGCAGAAAGAGCAUUUUUACAGGACCACUCUGAUGGAAAUAUUGCCUUAUACGCCAAAGAAAUUAUGGUACCAACACGUGUGGACGUAUCUGCAAAGCGAGUUGGAAGGACAAGAAGUUCAAUCGGCCGUACUAUUGCCGGUGCUUUAUAUCGUGCAGAACAGUACGCAAGAGGAAUACGACGAGAUCGUGUUUCCAUCGUUGCGGUUGCUCUUCGCGAAUCGCAAAACGAUCCAAGGAACGGUUACUUUGUUGGAAAAAUUGCAUUUGAUAUUGAAAAAAACUCCUCGGGAAUACGUGAGGACGGAAGUGCUGCCGAUGUUGUACAUGUCGUUCGAGAGUUCAAACAAUCAGGUACAGACAGCAUCGUUCGUAGCUGUGUCAAACGUGACCGAUUACAUCGACGACGAAGCCGUUCGAAACAUUAUACUGCCGAAAUUGCUACAAGCGUUUGAAAAGAAUUCGGUAGACUGUCGGAUACUUAUGAACGUAAUUCCCUGCAUCAUAAACCGACUAGAAAAGCAAAAGGUCAUUGAUUGUAUUUUACCGAUGUUGUUUAACGUGAAGCUUCAAGAACCGGAGGUGGUCGUACAAGUUGUGAAAAUUUACAGAUUAAUGCUGACCGAUAAAAAGUACGGGCUUUCGGUAAGCUGGAUGGCUACACGGGCAAUGCCCUCGUUAUUACCGCAAACGAUCAACCCUGCGCUGAAUCUCGAGCAAUUCGAGCUACUUUUGAAAGUUUUGCAGGAUAUGCUCGGUAACAUCGAGAGAAAUCAAAGAAAUCAUUUGACGUUGGACAAUUUAUCGUUGUCGAGCUUCGAGAAACAUCAUCGAAACUUACGACAUCAGUAUAGUACGGAUAAUAUGCACGCACCAUCGUUCAAUAUACCAAAUCUGCUGAUCGAUCAGCGUAAAACAUCUUCCGCCGAGGAUAUGGCUAGGAAAAAUAGCAUCGAUAUGAUAUCGAUGACAGCUUCGGCCGAAAACAUGACGAGAAAAAACUCGAUGACGGCCAUGUUCCGUUGGUUAUCGUCAUCGAACGACAACAACUUUCUGAAAGUGGCCAACACCUUUACAAGCAGACGGUUAUCCGAUAAUACUCUGAUGACACCAAAGAUACGCGUACCACCGUCGUGCGCAAGCUCACCGGGCGGCACACCCGGUGGUGGACUACCGAUUCGACGUCACUCGAGCACUGGUUCGCAAGAUCGUCGCGCAUCCAGCAUUAAUUUAUCGCCUCCCACGGGCGGAGGAAUGCCGAUUACCAGUAGCAGCGUCCCAUACUUGCUCAGCUCGAGUUUGAACAGUAUACGCAACACGAGACGGCCGUCCGUCUCUUCCACGUCCUCCCAGCAAGGUUCCGGACUGCUGCAACAGGUUGGAUCCAGCAUGGUAAGACAACAACCCCCAAUCUGCCUCAACCUCAAUGGACCACCAUCACAACCACCAACACUUUCUCCAUUACUCCAGCUACCGGGACAGCCUUCCCACUGACCCUCCGUUAAAGCUGCCAGUUUCUCAGCAAACAGUUUGACGCUAGAACCAUGACCCCACGACGCUAAACCUCCAUACGAAAUUCAAGAUACUACCGAAGGUGUAACCGUCUUUGAAACACUGUUUUAUGUAUUACACGAAUACUUUCUAUCGUUGGAUAACACAAAGAGCCUAAACAUUCAUCGAUACGAAACGUCCGAACGAGUAUACAAGUUUGUCUUCUUGUUUGGAAAUUGAACGUUGCUAGGUAUUCGAAAGUGGCCUAACUUGGAUCGUAGAUCGUACCACGUCCCCGCAACGAUUACCUAUCGAUGCGUUUAUCGAACAAUAUCGGUCUUUGUCGUGUACAGGUAUUCGCGUUUCCUUUCGAAAACGUUUCCUUGUUUUUUUUUUCUCGGUGACACGGUGAAUGAUUAUUUCGAUCGAAACGGCGGCAAAGUAAUCCAACGUCUCGUUUUACUUUCCGAUUACUCGAUAUCUUGUAAUUAUCUGUUGGGUCGAUCGAGAAUGAUAACGGUAGAAAGGAAAAGCAUGAAAGAAUGGAUGAUAAUCGAGGAUUCUUCGCCCUGACAAUACUCUUUAUUUAGUGGAAAGUGAAGGUAGCGAUAGAUAGAUGGAAGAAUCGAAAGGCGAAAUAAGAGAAAAACUGAGGAGAAAAAGUAGAAUGUUUAAAAAGGCUUGAAAAAUAUUGCGUUCGAUCCGUGUUGGAAAAAAUACUGCAUUCGACGUACACCAUUAAGAUUUUCAAUCGGUUAUUUCGAAACGAAUAAACGUAGAACGCGCGAGACACGAUGUAGGAGUAGAAACGGAUGUAGGAGUAACAGAGCUAUGAAGCGAGCGAAAAGAGGAGAAAUUAACGAGUGGUCUGUGUUAGAAAACGAGUACUAAAAACGAGAUGUUGGGAAGAUGUUCGGAAAAUGUUCUGCAUGCACACAUACAUAUCAAAUGUACGGAAUCGUACGCGCGAUAACUUAAGUAUCUACGUACAUACAUAUACCUGGCAGCAGUUGCACUCUUUGAUCGAUUUAGAAAAUUUUUUGAAACUCGACAUAUAUGUAUAUUGUAUACAUAUGUAUAUGUACGUAUCAAUAGAAUAAAUAUUUUAAGUACACGCGCACUCGCGCUUACGCGCAUAUACAUAUAGAAUCCGUCUUACGUGCGUUUAUGUUUUUUACCCGUUAAAAGGGCUAGAGAGGAGUUAGGAUAUUGUACAUGUAUGGAAAGAAAAAAAGAAAAGAAGGAACGAGUAUGCGUUGGUAAAUCUCAGUGCGAUCUUAUUCGGUGGCAUUGCCACGAAUAAUAUUUUGAUAAUAUACAUAUAUGUAUAUAUUUAAUAUCCUCUACGCACGCUGGACGGGACAGUAUAUCGUAUCACUUACAUACAGUUGGAUGGGUCAAAGCGUAAAAAGUAGAAACGAUCGGUGGAAUCGUUACUUUACAAGUACGCGACCUUACGAGGUUAAGCGUUGUUAAGGUUCGCGCGGAACGAUCAUCGAUCGGUUCUCUGUAAUCGCGAUCGUAAACGAAUGCGCGUUGUCGAAUUGCGGACAAUUCUGGACAAUCGCGGGCAAUCGUGGACAAUCACGGACAAUCGCGGACAAUCGUGGACAAUCGUGGACAAUCGUGGACAAUCGUGGACAAUCGUGGACAAUCGUGGACAAUCAUUGAACUUUGACGAGUGUUGGCGAACGGUCGAUUCGAGUCGGAAAGACGACGAUUGAAUUUUCUGCUCUCGUAUUCCUAAACUGUUAGUUAUUUUUUUUUUUUUUUGUGAAAAGAGAACAGGAAAGCUCGUAACGCCGAAACGUCGCGUCGCGCGUCACUCGUCGUUCACUUUCUCUCGUGGUCUGUUUGCGCAUAUCGCCAACAGAAGAUGACAAUCAUUCUCUCGAAGCGUCGAAAUGGAUGUUUGAGAAAACAAUAGCUUCUAUAAUAAGUACCUGCUAGAUAAUAAUUUUCUGUACAGGGCACUCGAUGAUCCAUUAAACCAUCAUUCCUUUCGAACGAACGAUCCUCUAUACCAAAUGAUCUAAACUUUGAUCUCGUGUUGCUUCUGUUUACGAAUGUUUCAUUUUCGAGAAAAGAAUUUGGUUCGAUCUUUGGUCUUCGAUAGCCUAACUUUUCAAACGGUUUUUUUUCAACGAAACUGGUUCAUCGAGUGUAUUACUCCUGUCAAUUGCACGUGCAUAUGUGUAUGUGUCGUAACCUUGGUUCAUAAUACCAGAAACAUGGUUACACGGUGUCGUCGUCGUCGUCGUCGUCGUCGUCGUCGUCGUCGUCAUUCCAGUUACCUACUAUCGUUGUUAUAUUCUAUACUUUCGUGUGCAUAGAUAUAUCGUCGAUAAAUAAUGUGCUCAAUAGAAUUUGUGUGAAGAAUAUGUGUUCAAUACGGAAAAAAUGGAAUUUAUUCCUACGAUAUUGUUAGCACAUAGACGAGAUACAAUAAACAUUCCCUUCCCAGUUACAGUAUUAUUCGAUCUUAUCGGUAUAAAUGUAUAUUUCGUGUAUUUCUUUCCGAGAAUAUAAUAAAGA